AUGAUAGGGAACGUGUUUUCCUCGUCAGCUUUCACGGACAUUUUGAGAUCAGACCUUGAUCCCUUCGGAGCAUUGACAGAACUAGUCGCUAAGGAAUUUCGCGAUAGAUUUCUGGCUGUGCUCCAUGCCUUGGAUGUUCAGUCCGCCGCACCUUUGGUGGGUAUUCAGAGUAUCGACAGGACUACUACCUUCGCAGAGACGGAUCAAACUGCAAGGCAAUCAUUCGCUCAAUUUACCGAUUCGAUAGGAGAAAGGAUAGGCCCUGAUGCUGCCGUAAGCCUGUCUUCCCCGCUUCUCCUAGCUUUUGAAGAAAUUGAUUUUCUUCAAGUAGUACUCCACCAAUUUUUCAUUGUUUUUGUUUUUAUCUUCGCAGCAAUAGGGUGUGUAGUUUUAUGGACCACAUCGAGUGCACAAGUUCAAGAGCUAUCCACUACAUCUGAAAUUAUGAGAACCCUAGGAAUGCCGCGAUCACAGGUACAAAUGUUUGGGUGUCUUAUAUCAUUGCGGUAUUUGGUUGUUGGUAUCGUUCUUGGAACUCUAUUGACCGGGGCUGGGUUGUUGCUCAUAUCAAAAACUUUAUCAAAAUUCCUCAGAAUGCCUGCUCGAGCAAUUACGUUCGUCCCUGUCCUUCUUGCAGUUGUCCUAGGAGUCGUAGUGCCCUGUCUUGGAAGUCUAUUACCUUGCAGUCGUAUUGCGGCACUGUCAAGCAGACGAAACCCCCGGCAACGCAUUGGGAAGAAAGAAAGUUCAAUUAUUGUCAAACGGUUGCAGAAUUUUGGAUGGAAUGUGUCAGUGUUAGCUGCUGCGAGCAUAAUGACUAUCUACGGAGCAGUGUUCUACUUUUUUCUUCCGAAGUCAUUUUUAGAAGAGGACUACAGUUUGUUCUUCGGAAUCAUGAAUAUUUCCGUUACAGGCAUAAUCCUUGGCCUCGUAUUCAUACUUCAGCCCUUGCAAGAAUGUGUGCAAUAUGUCUUCGCAUUCAUCUUUGUGUCCAUUGGAAAAGCAUGCAAUUUCAUUGGGCGUAUCUCUACACGUUCUGAAAGAUGCCUAUUCUCUUGCGUACGGAGGAAUAUGAAAAACCAUCGCCGCCGCAAUCGGGACGCCGCUUUAGUUUUAUCUUUUUCCAUGGCGCUGUUGAUGUUUGCCUGGUCCUUUACGAAAGUACAAAUAGUUGGCAUCACAGAAUCCAUACGAGAGUCCCUGGGCAGUGAUAUUGUUCUCACAGCGAGGGAUAGAUCAAUACCUUUGAACGAAACACUGCUUCGAGAACAUAUGAAAGAUCUAUCAAUUCAAAAUGUCGUAAAGAAGUUCACCUUCAUAACGUUUCCUCUUUUCAAGAAGCUUCAAGUGACAGGAAUAGCUGAAUGGCCUAUAUCAGAGCCUCUACAAGUCUACGGAAUUGACAAAUAUUUCUUCGAGACUGUGUUUCAGGACAUUACGAUCUUGUCCCGUAAUCCCAUGGAUCCAGAUAGCGACGAGACAUUGUUUCAACUCUUGCAAAAAUCUCCCGAUCCAAAAGCUGAGCAGAACGAAGCAAUGUUGGAAUCGAAGGCUCUCAACACAAUACCAGUCAGUUUGUCAGAGGGAUUUCGUAAUGUCUUUGCACUUGAAUCUUCAAGUGUGUUGCAGCUCCGUAUGCAAUCGCUCAGCUUUAUGGCAACGGCUCCAAUAUUAGUGGAGAAGCUGCCUGCGUUCAUUUUCUCUAAGUUUGCAUCCACAAUAUCAACUUCCCCACUUGUUGUUUCUGAAGCCAGCUUUCGUCGGUUCUAUGAAGUUCUAGGUCAGCGUUUGGAUACUGAAGGAAAUUCUAUGCUCUUAGAGGAAAGUAUGAACAAGGAAAUGAGCCCAAAGCAGCGUCUUCUCAUUUUGCUUCAACCUGGAUCGUCAACGAGGGCAGUGAAGGAUCACAUUCAAAUGUUUGGAACGGACAGGUUGAUUGUUCGAGAUAUUGAAGGCAAUCUUGAAGAAGUUUAUGGACUUGAAAAAAUGUUAAUGGCCGUGAAUGCAGUUUCUCUAAUCAUGCUCUCAUUACUUUCCGGUAGCAUGCUGUUUGUUGUCUUCCACGAAAACGGAAAAGCUGCGAAUUGGGAGAUGGGAUUAUUACGAGCACUUGGCCUCACAAACAAGCAGGUCUUCCAGAUACUGUCAUAUGAAUACGUUUCGUUAACACUUUCUGGAUUGUUGAGUGGAAGCACUGUGGGGAUUGUGGCCUCGUUUGUUCUUGUGCUACAAGAUGAGUUGUUUCGGGGAAUAAGACAAAAAAUCAGUUUCCCGUUUCUCCCGAAUGUGAUUCUUUGCUUCGCGUCGUUACUGACAGCCAUGAUUUCGACCGCACUUGCUUGGAGAAAAAUCUGCAGCAGUGAGGCAUGUGCUAUUCUGAGAGGCGGAUAGAAUGGAUCUGUUCCAAUAUCCGCAAUGUGUGAAUCAGGCGCUGCACAGAGGUUGUCGCAGGACCGUUCCGAAUCCAGUUGUUAGCCAGAGCAUGAAGCCACAGAGAAAUUAAAGAGCUCGAUGUUCU
Messenger RNA from Chondrus crispus (carragheen), 2518 nucleotides. RefSeq lists its product as hypothetical. Gene Ontology annotation, cellular component: membrane. The record is from RefSeq and is a predicted model, not a curated record. The transcript has 2 exons. Lineage: Eukaryota; Rhodophyta; Florideophyceae; Gigartinales; Gigartinaceae. Bases 1 to 2391 code for a protein of 796 amino acids.